Molecule: messenger RNA, 2098 nt
Organism: Closterium sp. NIES-67
Lineage: Eukaryota; Viridiplantae; Streptophyta; Zygnematophyceae; Desmidiales; Closteriaceae
Source: the annotation of a GenBank genome assembly
UAUUGCCAUUUGCACUUCGUUAUUGCCAUUUGCACUUCGUUAUUGCCAUUUGCACUUCGUUAUUGCCAUUUGCACUUCGUUCUUGCCAUUUGCACUUCGUUAUUGCCAUUUGCACUUCGUUAUUGCCAUUUGCACUUCGUUAUUGCCAUUUGCACUUCGUUAUUGCCAUUUGCACUUCGUUAUUGCCAUUUGCACUUCGUUAUUGCCAUUUGCACUUCGUUAUUCGGCCCCCUCCUAUCCCCCCCUCCCCCCUCCUCAGCAGGUCGCAGCAUCAUGGCCUUGUUUGGAGACUGCAGCAGAGGAAGCUGAGCAGCAGACAGCAGACAGCAGCAGCAGCUGACAGCAGCAGCAGCAGCAGCAGUGGGGGCUGGGUGGUUAGAGGGCAGGCUAGGAUUCGGAGUGAGAGAGCGAGGUAUGGUAUCAGGUACAGGUAUGGUCGUCUCACCCCCCCUGUUUCCUUCCGUCCUACAGCAUGUGGAUCUGGAGCCUUGGAGCAAGGGCAGGAGCAUGGAGCCCACCCCCUCUCUCACCUCCUCUCCUCUCCCCCCUUACCCUUCUCCCAGCAGGACCACGCCUUGAGCAACGGAAGGUGCACUCCCCACUGUCGCCCCACUCACCACCCUCUUACCACCCACCCUAUUCAACCCCCGUCCCCCUACCUCUUCUUUCCUCCCGUUCCCCUUCCCCCAGCAGCAUCACGCCUUGAGGAAAGGAAGGUGCAGUCCCCACUCUCACCUCCCCUCCACCCUCUCCUCCCCUCCUUACCAGGUUGCAGCAUCAUGGUGCUCCACUCGGCUAUGGUUGAGUGGCGGGAGAGGAGAAAGGGGGGGCUGAAACCCCCCGGGGCAACUAGAGUGAUGGGCAAUCGAGGCAUCUGCAACCACCGCUGUAAGUUGAGCGAGAGGCGGAGGAGAAAGGGGGGGCUGAAACCCCCCAAGGCAACUAGAGUGAUGGGCAUUGGAGGAGGCGUGUGCAACCACCCACCACUGUAAGUUGAGUGAGAGGAGGAAGAGUAGGGGGGCUGAAUUCCCUGGGGGAAGUAGAAUGAGCGGCAAUAUUGGGGGGGCUACAAGCAUCACUGUCUGGGAAGGGGUGAGCAGGAGAGGGAAAUGAUAGGCGGCAAAUGAUGUUUGGGGGCCCACGUGUUGGGUUGGGCCCCACGGGUUGGAAAACCCCAGGGUAAGGGGGGCUGAAACCCGCCUCCUGCCUCGGCACCUUACUCUCCUUGCUCCCUACCCUGCCCUUCGUCUUUCCUUUGGGGGUUGGAAAACCCCAGGGUUAGGGGGGCUGAAACCCGUUAGGGUGGGCGCUAUCAUGUGGGCUCGUUGGUCCAAAGUGUUGAGAGUGGGGCUGAAACCCCCAGCGUGUUGCCUUCCAAUAUGCCAUAAGGCCUAUCAUGUGAGUCUGUUGGUUUCCGCCGUUCCUAGGUGAGACCACCCAAGCAAGUUCAGUGAGAGGGACAGGAGAGAAGGGGCUUUAGACUCCCUGGGUGAGUUGAGUGCAGUUUGUCGAGGGGUGAUUGAGGGCGGCUGCAUCUACCCCACCAGAGUAAGUUGAGUGACAGGGGGAUGGAAGGGGGCCUGAAAACCCCAAGGGAAGUAGAGUGAGUGGCAAUGGGGGCCUGAAACCCCCAGGGUGAGUUGAGUGAGCGGCAAAGGGGGGUCUUAAACCCGCAGGGUACGGAGAGCAGUUAAGGGACAGAGAGCGGGGCUGCACCCACCAGCGUCAGUUGUCUGAGAGGGAGAGGAAAAAUGGGCCCUGAAAUCCCUUGGGUAAGUUGAGUGAGCGGCAAAGGGGGCCUGGAACCCCCAAGGUGAGUUGAGUGAGCGGCAAGGGGGGCCUGGAACCCCCAAGGUGAGUUGAGUGAGCGGCAAGGGGGGCCUGGAACCCCCAAGGUGAGUUGAGUGAGCGGCAAAGGGGGGUUUGACACCCGCAGGUGUAUGAUUCUGUAGAUGCCAGGUACUGGAGAGAGUGUGUAGGAUGGUCUUUAUAACGUUUGCCAUGGGAAUUGCACUUGUUGGACGUUCUAAUUGGGUGGAAAUUAGGAAUGGGCAAUUACAUGAUGGAGUCGGGAACAGUGUAUCAAUUUCAGACGUUU